GAAUCAACCGGAGCGCGUUUGGUGUUGUGCCGAGGAGGAGCCCCAACCCAAGCUAGUGACCGGAAACGGGUACCGUAUUCGCUCCAUUCAUCAUUUCCCGUGGGCCGCCGCCAGGAAACGCGUGCCUUUCGCUGAUCGUCACCAGGCGUCGUGCGAUUCAAGAACGUUAGAACCCCGACCGCACCGUGAUCGCCGUCCGCGUCCCCGCCGAUUAUACAUAUUUUAAAAACUGUGCAAACGUUCCCGGAAUACAAAUUGGGAUCCCUCUGUGUGAAGGGGCGUGACUCACGAGCUCCGUUCCGCGAUAUCAGGUUGAACUUGAAAAAAAAACCCGAAAGAUUGAGCAGCGUGGUGCUGGUGACCGUGCGACCGCGUGUGUGCGUUUGCCCGUGUUCUACCCACCCGAUUUGCAGCAUAUUUCCACUGGAACGUCCCAAAACACGGAGAAGCGGAAGCAUCGUGUCCAUCACCCAAAGACCACCAUGACCUCGGCGGUGCAUUUCAGCGCGCAGCAUUACCUCGUGUUCUUCGCAGGAUUGGCCAUCGUACUAUGCUCGCUGCUCGGUGAUGCUGUCGCAGCCAGUGGAAGUGCCGGUGGCGGAGCGAGCGGCGUCGCCGGCGGAGGCCGAGGAUCCGGCCCGUACAAUUACGGCACCGGAGUGGCAGGUGGCAGCAUCGGUGGGCUCGGUGGCGGCGGUAUGCGCCGUGGCGUCUACGGCCCCGUUGGCCUUGGAAACCCGCAUGAUAUUGCACCGCGGUACGCGGCGGCCCCGGGAAGCUCGGCCCAGACCCAGGCUCCGGGGCCGGGCAAAUCGAGCCACCACCGGCUGUCGGCCUGGGGAAUCAUUACGAUUGUGACGUUCGUCAUACUGAUCGGGGCCGGCGCGUACUGGGGCUUCAUCUGCUAUCCGUUUUUCUGCAAGAAGGAGCGCAACUACAACAUGAUGCUGAACAUGUCGUCGGCCACCACGGCGACCCCGUCCACCCGGUCGACCGAGUUCGAAAAGCUCGAUCACUGCUGCUCCAAAUCGACCACAUCGACGCGAAGCAACGACACGGGCAUCAGCAACAUAUGAGCGGCACCGGCGGGGGGGCUGGCGACAAAUCGGGAGCUGUGACGCGAUCCUCACGAUCGCACGCGCGUUGGUGUACGAAUGAUCAACGAACCGCGCAUUCCAUCAAUCACGGUUCUCUGGCGCGGACAACGAACGCUGACUAGCGUUAAUUUUGAGAAUUGUAGCGACUAUCCAGCGGCAGAAGCGUCCCCUAUUUAGGGCUUAAUCCUCUCGAAAUCAAAAGCGACACCCUUUUGAAUGACUGAUUUUAGCAAACCCGCUACUACUUUACACUACUUUUUCCGAUCGUGCACCCCACAAAGCGCCACGAUGCAUUUAUCCGCUCGGAAGGGACCGCAGGACACGACAGACGGCACAACUAUUUUUGAUAAGUCAAGUGAUAACCUGCGAAUAUAGGCUAGGCUUAGGACGGUAAGAUAGAACAAGAGAUAC
Anopheles bellator is the source of this 1508-nucleotide messenger RNA. RefSeq lists its product as uncharacterized. Bases 483 to 1076 code for a protein of 197 amino acids. The record is from RefSeq and is a predicted model, not a curated record. Lineage: Eukaryota; Metazoa; Arthropoda; Insecta; Diptera; Culicidae. The transcript has 2 exons.